ACGAGGACCGGACUUGCCUUACAUUGUUAACGUUGAUUUCUCCCGUUCACGCCAGUAUUUUUGGUCGCUAGCCGAAACCGGGAGGGGGGGUCCAGGGCGCCCCCACAAAACGCGUGAAAUCUCGAACAACGUUCUGGCAGCAGGACCGCACACCGGGGCAAAACUCUGGGGCCAUGAGGCGGAUCUCCGGGCUGUGACCCUGCCCGGACCGGAGGCUGCUGGUGGGGAUGGUGCCGCUGUGAAGAGCCCGGUGGUGCUGUGCUCUUAAUUUUUUUUUGCCGGAAAGGGACAUGCCUGCGGUCGGGGGGACGGGGAGGAAGUGCCUGGACACCAUGAGUAUUUUCAACCAAGACCAUGUUGAGGAUUUCUACGAAAUCGGGGACGAGCUGGGGAGCGGCCAGUUUGCUGUGGUCAGAAGAUGCCGGCACAGGGGCACGGGCGCCGAGUACGCCGCCAAGUCCAUCAAGAAGCGCCGCAGCAAGUCGAGCCGGCGCGGCGUGACCAGGGACGACAUCGAGCGCGAGGUGAACAUCCUGAAGGAGAUCCAGCACCCAAACGUCAUCACACUCCUCGAGGUGUUUGAGAACAAGGCGGAGGUGAUCCUGAUCCUGGAGCUCGUGGCCGGCGGCGAGCUCUUCGACUUCCUGGCCGAGAAGGAGUCUCUGAGCGAGGAGGAGGCCACUCAGUUCCUCAAGCAGAUCCUGGAUGGAGUCUUCUACCUGCACACCAAACAAAUCGCCCACUUUGACCUUAAGCCGGAGAACAUCAUGCUGCUGAACCGCUCCGUGCCUCACCCGCGCAUCAAGCUCAUUGACUUCGGCCUGGCACACAAGAUCGACUUUGGCAACGAUUUUAAAAACAUUUUUGGAACUCCAGAAUUUGUAGCUCCAGAAGUAGUCAACUAUGAACCUCUGGGCCUGGAGGCAGACAUGUGGAGCGUCGGUGUGAUAACCUACAUCCUUCUGAGCGGUGCGUCUCCCUUCCUGGGGGACAACAAGCAGGAGACUCUGGCCAACGUGUCGGCCGUGGACUACGCAUUCGACGAGGAGUUCUUCAGCAACACCAGCGCGUUGGCCAAAGACUUCAUCACCAGGCUCCUCGUCAAAGACCCCAAAAAGAGAAUGACGAUUCAGGACAGCCUCCAGCACCCCUGGAUCAAGCCAAAGGACACGCUGCAAGCACUGAGCCGGAAGGAGUCGGCCGUCAACAUGGAGAAGUUCAAGAAGUUUGCAGCUCGGCGGAAAUGGAAACAAUCCGUCCGGCUCAUCUCUCUGUGCAACCGCCUGUCCCGCUCCUUCCUGUCCAGAAGCAACAUCAGCGUGGCGCGCAGCGACGACACGCUGGAUGAGGAAGACUCCUUUGUGAUGAAGGCCAUCAUACACGCCAUAAACGACGACAACGUGCCCGGUCUGCAGCACCUGCUCGGCUCCUUGAACAGCUACGACGUUAACCAGCCCAACAAGCACGGGACUCCUCCCCUCCUGAUCGCUGCCGGCUGCGGCAACAUCCAGAUCAUCGAAGUGCUGAUGAGGAAAGGCGCCGAGAUCCAGGCCCACGACAAGAGUGGAACGAACGCUAUCUACUACGCGGCGAGACACGGCCACGUGGAGACCCUGAAAUUCCUCCAUGAAAAGAAAUGCCCUCUGGAUGUCCAAGAUAAGUCCGGGGAGACUGCGCUUCACGUAGCGGCCCGCUACGGCAACGUGGACGUGGUGAGCUACCUGUGCAGCAUCCGAGCUAACCCGGACCUGUCCGACAGGGAGCAGGAGACGGCGCUGCACUGCGCCGCGUGGCACGGGUACUCGCCGGUGGCCCGCGCGCUCUGCCAGGCCGGCUGCCACGUGGACGCCAAGAACCGCGAGGGGGAGAGCGCGCUGCUGACGGCGUCCGCCCGCGGCUUCGUGGACAUCGUGGAGUGCCUGGUGGAGCACGGGGCCGAUGUCGAGGCCACCGACAAGGACGGACACACAGCGCUGCACCUCGCCGUCCGGAGGUGUCAAGUCGACGUGGUUCGCUGCCUCCUCAGACACCACUGCCACGUGGACCAUCAGGAUCGCCAUGGCAACACGCCACUGCACAUCGCCUGCAAGGACGGAAACCUCCCCGUUGUCAUGGCAAUCUGCAGCGCCAAGGCCAACCUCGACCUCCCCAACAAGUACGGCAGGACCCCCCUCCACCUGGCGGCCAACAACGGGAGCCUGGAGGUGGUCCGUCACCUCUGCCUGGCCGGAGCCGACGUCGACGCCGUCACAAACGAUGGAAAGACAGCGGAGGAUUUGGCUCAGGCUGAUCCACAUGAACUCAUCGUUUCUUUGUUGGGAAAGCUUAAAAAGGACAACCACAAGCUGAGCUACAUCCAGCAGCUGCGUCACACUCAGACCGUCCAGCCCCGCAUCAAGCUCAAGCUGUUCGGACACUCGGCCUCCGGGAAGAGCAGCCUGCUGGAGUCCCUGAAGUGCGGCAUCCUGCGCGGCCUCUUCAGGAGGAAGAGGACGCGCCUGUCCAGCGCCAGCCGCCACCCAAACUCCCCCGUCAACUCCAAGCCUGCCGUGUCGGCGAGCAUCUCCAACCUGUACCCGGGCUGCGAGAACGUGAGCGUGCGGAGCCGCAGCAUGAUGUUCGAGCCCAGCCUGACCAAAGGCGUCCUGGAGGUCUUCUCCCCCGUCAGCGGCGCCCUGUCUGCGGCCGACGACCAGGCCACCAGGGCCAUCGACAUCCAGCACGGCAGCAUCCACGGGGUCGGCGAGUUCAGCGUGUGGGAGUUUUCGGGGAACCCGGUCUACUACUGCGCCUACGACUACUUCGCCGCCAACGACGCCACGGCCAUCCACCUGGUGCUGUUCAGCCUGGAGGAGCCGUACGAGACGCAGCUGGGGCACAUCACCUACUGGCUGAACCUGCUGAAGGCCCUGCUGCUGCCGCAGGACGACAUCGGUGAGCACUCGGGUCAGCGGUCACAUGUUGGGAUGCUUUCACCAACAGAGAAGAAAAGGAUUGCCUUCGGGGGGCGGGUCCAGCAGCCCCUCACCGUCGUCCUGGUGGCGACGCACGCCGACCUCGCCGACGUGCCCCGCGCCUUCUCCGGAGAGUUCACCUACGACAAGGAGGCGGCCCUGCUCAAGGAAGUCCGGAACAGGUUCGGGGUCGACCUGCAGAUCAGUGACAAAUUAUUUGUGAUGGACGCCGGAGCCUCGAACUCCAGAGACAUGAAGCUGCUGAGGAGUCACCUUCAGGAGCUCCGUGCCAACAUCAUCUCUAGCUGCAGCCCCAUGACGCUGCUGUCGGAGCGUCUGCUGGCGACGCUGCCGACCUGGAGGAAGCUGAGCGGACCCAACCAGCUGACCUCGUGGCAGCAGUUUGUGAGCGACGUCCAGGAGCAGAUCAACCCUCUGGUCAGCCAGGACCACCUGCGCACCCUGGCCCUGCAGCUGCACAGCAUGGGGGAGAUCAACAUCAUGCAGAGCGAGACGGUGCAGGACGUCGUCCUGCUGGAGCCUCGCUGGCUCUGCAGCACCGUCCUGGGCAAGCUGCUCUCCGUGGAGACGCCCAAGGCCAUCCACCACUACAGGGGGCGCUACAGGCUGGAGGAGGUGCAGGCUCUGGCUCCCGAGAGCGACGUGGACGAGCUGCUGCAGAUCCUGGACGCCAUGGACGUCUGCGCCCGCGACGCCACCAACCCGGAAAUGGUGGACAUCCCGGCCCUCAUCAAGACCAACGGCCUCCACCGCUCCUGGACCGAGGAGGAGGAGGAGGACUCGCUGCUCUACGGCGGCGUGCGCCUCGUCCCCGCCGAGCACCUCACCCCCUUCCCCUGCGGCCUCUUUCACAAACUGCAGGUGAACCUGUGCCGCUGGAGCCACCAGCAGAAGCCGGAGGAGGAGGGCGGCGAGGACUUUGACGGGGAGAUCCACCUGUGGACCAACGGCGCCAAGGUGAGCCAGGGAGGGGCGGAGGCCAUGAUCCUGCUGGUCAACCACGGCCAGGGGCUGGAGAUCCAGGUGCGCGGCCACGAGUCGGAGCGGGCCAAGUGCUACACGCUGCUGGACGCGGCCUGCAGCAUCACGGAGAACCUGCUGGCCUCCACGCUGCCCGGGCUGCUCACCGCCAAGUACUACCUGAGCCCCCAGCAGCUGCGGGAGCACCACGGCCCCGUCAUGGUCUACCAGCCCAAGGACUUCUUCCGCGCGCAAGUCCAGCGCGAGUCUUCGCUCACCAACACCAUGGGCGGCUACCGGGAGAGCUUCAGCAGCAUCCUGACCUUCGGCUGCGCCGAGGUCUACCAGCACGGCACCUUGGGGACGGAGGUGCACAUGGCGGACGUGCCGCUGCUGGCCCGCAGGAAGCUGUGCCGCAUGCUGGACCCGCCGGACGCGCUGGGCAAGGACUGGUGCCUGCUCGCCAUGAACCUCGGCCUCACCGACCUGGUGGCCACACACGGCAACGGGACUCCCAACGGCGCCCCCGGGGGUCUGGACGGCGCGACGCCGCCGGACCUGCGGGGGGCCGCGCCGCAGCCCAGCCCCACCGCGGCGCUGCUGCGGGCGUGGAGCGGGCGGGCGGACAGCACCGUGGGCGUGCUGAUGGCCAAGCUGAGGGAGCUCGGCCGGCGGGACGCCGCCGACUUCCUGCUCAAAGCGUCGCCCGUGUUCAGGGUCAACAUGGAGGCGCUGGUCGCCGCCGCCGCCACCACCAACGGCUACCCCCCCCCCGCCGCCGCCUGCAACGGCGGCACGUCGUACAACUCCAUCAGCUCCGUCGUGUCCCGCUGAGGUUGGGGGGUGAUGAGGCAUCGGGGGUGGGGGGGGCAGGUCGUGGGGGUUCUCCUGUCCUCGCCGAGCUUUGACGUUUCCGCGUCACGGCGAGCGUGGAGUGCAAUCGUCCAGCUGCUGGCUCCUUAAUGCGCUCCGUUAGGUUGCCGUGGGAACCAGACCUUUCCCUCCCGCUCUGCACGCCGUGGAGCCGACGGCCCCCAAAGAUGAAGCCCUGCUUUUACUCUGUUGUGCUGCUAGUUCAGAUUGUUUCCCCCAAGUCUCACUCGUCUUUCAACACAGACACUUUAAAUCAAAGAGAGGAAUUUAAAAGAAGAUGUUUGGACCUUUUUAUUAAAUAUCCAAAUGAUUUGCCGUGUUUAUUCACAGGUGCAUUUGAUACAAUCCCCCCCCCCCCGUCGACGCUUGGUGUUUAUUAGAUGAGCAGCGUGGCCUUCGACCUCCUCAAAGAGCACAAAUAAAAGAAAGCGCAGGUCUUUGCUAACGCUAGAAGAGCUGUGCCUUGUGGACACGUCACGGGGAAUCAAUUUCAGUCACGUCUUACAUGUAGAAAGCUGCUGAUGGGGGGGUCGAGGGGGGGGGGGGGGAUAAUAAAGCAAAACGAAGCGCUUCUUACGGUUAGAUUAGAUUUUACUGGAUGAUAUUUCUACUGUCGGCGUCUCUGUGGAGGUGAGACGCGACGCAUCGUUCAGGGUUAAAUGGUGCGUUCACACGGACGAUGUUCUUAAAGUGUUCACUCUUCGUUAAUCCCAAACUGCUCUAAUCUGGUGACACUUUAUUUUAUGUCAUAAGAGGCACCUGGAAAGAAGUGUAAUGGGGUCUUAAUUAUGGGUUGUUUGAAACUAGAAUAUCACCAGCAGGUAGAUGAUGUUUGGGAUUCAAUUCUAAACUCCAUAAAAUUAACAAUUUUUAUACUUGAUCUAGACGAGUAAAAUGUCUCUUUAAUUAUAUAAUUCUGAUUAGUUUGGACGACCAGAUGAAGACAUUUUGAAGACUUGACAGUAACAUAUCACUUCCUUAUCGAUAGCUAACGUGUCACUUUAAAAAUGUAUCGAUCCUUUUUACUUCUCCAGCUUUAGCCGUGAACAGAAAGGGGGAGACGCCCCCCCCCCCCCGAACCUUUUGUACCAAACUAAGGGGUCGUUUCCUACAUGGGGAUCUCUUUAAAUGCCUCCUGCUCGUCUUCGUUUGAGCGUCUCUGCGUCUCUGUCAGCGUGGCUUCACGUCUCCUUUCUGUUUUCUGUUUUUGUAUCACGCAGCAGCAGCUCGGAGAGGUGGCGUGAAGUUAGAAAUGAAAUCUGGGGGGGGGGGGGGGGGAUGAGGGGGUGGGGGGGGCUUUAGUGGACAUGAGAACGUCCUGUAGUGAAAGCUGGUGUUUUUAUGACACGCUGCACCGAGAGAACAAAGUGCCACAGUGCAGUAUUUCCCGUGAGAGGAAACUUUAAAUACUACUUGGAAUACUCCCCCCUUUGUGCGUCCUCGCCGCUUCCUCCGCCGCGUCGGCCCAAACGAAAAAUGAAUGUACGCCACGUCCCCGCUGACAAUGUAAAAGAAUAUAAACGCUCCACGUGUCCCCAAAAGGUCAAACGCAACGUUUUAUUUACGUUUUGUUCUACAGAAGCUUUUUGCCAACACUGUGUGCCUAAAACACACGGGUUCAUUCCUCUUGUUGUUGUUGUUGUUGUUGUUGCCUUGUACAGUAUACGAGCUGAGGAGAGAUGUUUCACAAAGGGAAGUGAAUAUUACGUUUUUGUAAAAGCUGGGAAUCACUAUAUUAUUAUUAUUAUCAUUAUUAUUAUUAUUAUUAUUGUUCUCAUCCUUGUGUCUGUUCGGUGUCUUUUCUUUCUGGUUCUGACCAAAAAAAACGAGUGGAUUUAAAAGUGUCCCUGAGGAACAUUUCUUUGAUCUCUGAUAUUUUCCCCUCCGAUCGCCACAUUGCACACCUUGUACCUUGUACCUUGUACCUUGUCUCUCUUUCUUUUUUUUGUCGCUAUUUAUGUUACGUUCUUUUAGCAUGUCCUGGAAUGCCAUGUUCUUAGUACUUCUGACACUCGAUAGUGUAACACAUUUUAUAAUAAAUUCUUUACCUGAAGUUCUCGUCUCUCUCAUAAUUGAAGGUGGUCACUCUGUUGAUUCUUGUUAAAGGGAAGGUUGCAGGUCUUUUGUUUGAAUCGUUUUCGCCACGUCGACAAAGUCAACAGAAACAUGUUUAUUUCUCACACAAUGGUUUACUUUUUCCUCUAUUUUCUUGUCUUCUUCCCACUUAAUGAUUUGUCAAAUGAAACCUAAUCAAUAAUUAGUCUAAGCAACCGGUGGCGAAUGUCACAUGACAAAAGUUCAAAGAUCCCAAAUGUUGAGUAAAAGAGACACGGAUCAAUAGGUCGAUCACUUUCCUUAUUCUCUGUACGAGGGAGCAACAAAACAACAUCCUGUUGCUGCUGGAUUAGAUUCUCAGUUCAUCGUCUUUGAUCUGAUGAAUAUCUACUCAAGCUAUCAUAUAAACAGCACGUAUUGAUCCUGCCGUUGGUGUUUUAUUUAUUUUAUUUUCACUUUAAACGAGAGCCAAUGACGUUCCCCGUGCGCUUUAUGAUAUUUUAGCAUAUUUUUUUACAAAUGAAAAAUGAGUAUAAUUCUCUUUUAAGUGAUUUUCUGUCAGACACUGAACUCUUUUCUUACUCUGCCCCGUAAAUAAAAGAUUUAAAAACCCUUUCAUUUUUCUUGCUCUUGUUUUAUAAGUAUUUACAUAUUAUUUGUUAUCUCGUACGUCUUUUGUCCUCCCUCCGCUCACAUGACUCGGCGUUGACAGUUUGACGUUUAACCCUUUUGUAGUUUGGACACUUAAAGGAUGACCCGUUAACGUGAAGACAUUGACCUCAAACAACAU
This is a messenger RNA of Pungitius pungitius (ninespine stickleback), 7653 nucleotides long. It is a transcript of the gene dapk1, whose product is annotated as death-associated protein kinase 1. Gene Ontology annotation, biological process: positive regulation of apoptotic process; intracellular signal transduction; protein phosphorylation. The transcript is spliced from 26 exons. NCBI's taxonomy places the organism in Eukaryota, Metazoa, Chordata, Actinopteri, Perciformes, Gasterosteidae. The coding region runs from base 291 to 4769 and encodes 1492 amino acids. Gene Ontology annotation, molecular function: protein binding; ATP binding; protein serine/threonine kinase activity. The record is from RefSeq and is a predicted model, not a curated record. Gene Ontology annotation, cellular component: cytoplasm; nucleus.